Molecule: messenger RNA, 300 nt
Organism: Microsporum canis CBS 113480
Lineage: Eukaryota; Fungi; Ascomycota; Eurotiomycetes; Onygenales; Arthrodermataceae
Product: ubiquitin-conjugating enzyme
Exons: 4
Coding region: 1-300 (99 amino acids)
Source: RefSeq, a predicted model, not a curated record
AUGGCAGCCAAAGUUCCUAGAAACUUUCGCCUUCUUGAAGAGCUGGAAAAGGGAGAAAAGGGAAUGGGCCCUGAGGCAUGCUCAUACGGCCUGGCUGAUGGAGACGACUUGAUGAUGACGAACUGGAAUGGCACAAUCCUCGGCCCACCACACAGCGUACAUGAGAACCGGAUAUACAGUGUCAACAUUCACUGCGGUGAACAGUAUCCGGAUGUGCCUCCCACUAUUCAGUUUGUCUCAUACAUGGCACUACCACAACAUAAGAAACUCCCCCAACCACAAGAAGGGUCAACCUUUUAA